ACGCGUCUGUGACGUCAGUGGGGGCAAGGCACAGAAGUAGGAAGUGUUGUACACGGAAAUAAAAAACAAACAAAAAUAAGAUAUAGGCAAAGAAGAUAAAACAUUGUCGACGUCGCUGGUAGUAUCGGGACUGUUACAGUGAGACUUAAUUGCCUCAAGUGCGCAGAAAUGGAGUUUUUGUUUGGAAAGCGGAAAACUCCUGAGGAGAUGCUCCGUCAGAAUCAACGAGCCCUAAACCGAGCAAUGCGGGAUCUGGAUAGAGAGCGUCAAAGGCUGGAACAGCAAGAAAAGAAAAUCAUUAAUGACAUUAAAAAAAUGGCCAAACAGGGUCAAAUGGAUGCAGUAAAGAUCAUGGCUAAGGAUCUAGUGCGCACACGAAGAUAUGUAAAGAAGUUCAUCAUGAUGCGGGCAAACAUCCAGGCAGUUUCUCUUAAGAUCCAAACACUAAAGUCCAACAACAGCAUGGCUCAGGCCAUGAAGGGUGUGACCAAAGCAAUGGCAACCAUGAAUAGACAGCUGAAGCUGCCCCAGAUCCAGAAAAUAAUGAUGGAGUUUGAAAAGCAGUCUGAAAUCAUGGACAUGAAGGAGGAAAUGAUGAAUGAUGCCAUUGAUGAUGCAAUGGGAGAUGAAGAUGAUGAGGAAGAGAGUGAUGCUGUUGUAUCUCAAGUGCUGGAUGAACUAGGAUUAACUCUGACAGAUGAGCUAUCUAACCUCCCAUCCACUGGAGGAAGUCUGUCAGUUGCUGCCGGCAAGAAGGCUGAACCAGCUGCUGCACUCGCAGACGCAGAUGCUGACCUGGAGGAAAGACUGAACAACCUGAGGAGGGACUGAGAGAUUAGAAGAAACAUUAAAUGAGCCUCUAGAUGGAAUCACGGGGCUAACAAAGUAACCAGUGAAACAAUUCAGCUGUUUGACUAGUAGAGGAAAGAAUUGGUUGAAUUCAGGUGGAAUGGCUAAACAUUU
Messenger RNA from Polypterus senegalus (gray bichir), 963 nucleotides. RefSeq names its product charged multivesicular body protein 2A (gene chmp2a). The record is from RefSeq and is a predicted model, not a curated record. NCBI's taxonomy places the organism in Eukaryota, Metazoa, Chordata, Cladistia, Polypteriformes, Polypteridae. The transcript has 6 exons. Bases 169 to 831 code for a protein of 220 amino acids. Gene Ontology annotation, cellular component: ESCRT III complex; multivesicular body. Gene Ontology annotation, biological process: endosome transport via multivesicular body sorting pathway; protein transport; late endosome to vacuole transport.